Cricetulus griseus (Chinese hamster) is the source of this 4298-nucleotide messenger RNA. NCBI's taxonomy places the organism in Eukaryota, Metazoa, Chordata, Mammalia, Rodentia, Cricetidae. The record is from RefSeq and is a predicted model, not a curated record.
CCCCCGAGCGCCAGGGCAGGCGGAGUUGAGGGUGAAGGGAGGGAUGUUUGGGGGGCGGGGGUCCCGAUGACGGCAUCGGAGCGCGCCGCGCCGGGGCGCCGAGCUCGACCGUAGGUCCCAGGACAGUGCUCGCACCCAGGCAGAUCCAAGAGCUGCCCUCCUUCAACAUGGGGCUGGAGGCCCAGAGGCUAUCUGGAACUGAGGAUGCCCCCGUGAGGGUAGCCCUUCGAGUUCGCCCACUGCUGCCUAAGGAGCUGCUGCAUGGUCAUCAGAGUUGCCUGCAGGUGGAGCCAGAGCAUGGUCGAAUCACCCUGGGGCGAGACCGCCACUUCGGCUUCCAUGUGGUACUGGGAGAGGACACUGGACAGGAGGCUGUGUACCAGGCUUGCGUCCAGCCCCUUCUCGAGGCGUUCUUUGAGGGCUUCAACGCCACUGUCUUUGCCUAUGGUCAGACAGGCUCCGGGAAGACGUAUACCAUGGGGGAGGCCAGUGUGGCCUCCCUGCAUGAAGAUGAACAGGGCAUCAUCCCAAGGGCCAUGGCUGAGGCCUUCAAGCUCAUUGAUGAGAACGACCUGCUGGACUGCCUGGUGCAUGUGUCCUACCUGGAAGUGUAUAAAGAAGAGUUCCGAGACCUGCUAGAAGUGGGCACUGCCAGCCGGGACAUCCAGCUUCGGGAAGACGAUCGGGGAAAUGUUGUGCUGUGUGGGGUGAAAGAAGUGGACGUGGAAGGCCUGGACGAGGUGCUGAGCCUCCUGGAGAUGGGCAACGCUGCGCGGCACACAGGCGCCACACACUUCAACCGUCUGUCCAGCCGCUCACACACGGUCUUCACUGUGACCCUAGAGCAGCGGGGACGGGCUCCUAGCCGCUUGCCUCGACCCGCCGCCGGCCACCUGCUGGUCUCCAAAUUCCACUUCGUGGACCUGGCAGGCUCAGAGAGGGUUCUCAAGACCGGCAGCACCGGCGAACGGCUCAAGGAGAGCAUCCAGAUUAACAGCACCCUGCUGGCGCUGGGCAAUGUCAUCAGCGCUCUAGGGGACCCUCAGCGCCGAGGCACCCACAUCCCCACCGCGUACCGCGACUCCAAGAUCACCCGGAUCCUCAAAGACUCUCUGGGAGGGAAUGCCAAGACGGUGAUGAUCGCCUGCGUCAGCCCCUCCACCACCCUGAGCUCUGCCUCCGGGCCUGACAGUGGCAUCGAGAGCGCUCCAGCGGAGGACCACACAGCGCAGGGGAACAGCGGGAGAAAGGGGGAUGAGGGGGCCCAGCAGCUGAUGACCCUGCAGAGCCAAGUGGCCCGGUUAGAGGAGGAGAAUCGAGACUUUCUGGCAGCUUUGGAGGAUGCCAUGGAGCAGUACAAACUGCAGAGUGACCGCCUGCGAGAACAGCAGGAAGAGAUGGUGGAACUUCGGCUUCGGCUAGAGCUGGCACGGCCUGGCUGGGGAGCACCGGGGCUCCUGCAGGGUUUGCCUCCUGGGUCCUUUGUGCCGAGACCUCACACAGCUCCCCUGGGAGGUGUCCACACUAACAUGCUGGGCAUGGUGCCCCCCACAUGUCUUCCUGGAGAAGAAGUUAGCUCCGAGCAGCAGGUGACAAAUGGCAUGGAAGUCAAGGCGGAGGUGCUGGCCCAAGUGGACAAGUUGGGAAGUAGCUCUUCCACUACCUCAGAGGAGGAAGGGGAGGAAGAGGAAGAGGAGCCACCCAGGAGGACUUUAUACCUUCGCAGAAAUGGGAUCAGCAACUGGAGCCAGAGGGCAGGGGUUCGUCCAGGGAGCCCACCUGACAGGAAGGGCCCAGAGGUGUGCCUAGAAGAGUCAGCUGCUGCCACUCCAGCACCACAAGCAGUUGGUGGCAGCAAGGUCCCAGUUCAGACCCGCCAGGCCCCUGCUGCCAUGGCCUCUGAGUGGCGACUGGCUCAGGCCCAGCAGAAGAUCCGGGAACUGGCCAUCAAUAUCCGAAUGAAGGAGGAGCUCAUUGGUGAGCUGGUCCGCACAGGGAAGGCGGCCCAGGCCCUGAACCGCCAGCACAGCCAGCGCAUCCGGGAGCUGGAGCAGGAGGCUGAGCGUGUGAGGGCAGAGUUGUACGAAGGGCAGAGGCAGCUUCGUGAACUGGAGGGCAGGGAGCCCCAGGAUGCCAGCGAGCGGUCCAGGCUUCAGGAAUUCCGCAAGAGAGUGGCUGCAGCUCAAAGCCAGGUGCAGGUACUGAAGGAGAAGAAGCAGGCAACAGAGCGGCUAGUGUCACUGUCGGCUCAAAGUGAGACACGGCUGCAGGAGCUGGAGAGAAACGUGCAGCUCAUGCGGCGACAGCAGGGGCAGCUGCAGAGGCGGCUCCGAGAGGAAACAGAGCAGAAGCGGCGCCUGGAGACAGAGAUGAACAAACGGCAGCAUCGGGUCAAGGAACUGGAACUGAAGCAUGAGCAACAGCAGAAGAUCCUGAAAAUCAAGACGGAAGAGAUUGCAGCCUUCCAGAGGAAGAGGCGCAGUGGCAGCAAUGGCUCUGUGGUCAGCCUGGAGCAACAGCAGAAGAUUGAGGAGCAGAAGAAGUGGCUGGACCAGGAGAUGGAGAAGGUGCUGCAGCAGCGGCGGGCGCUGGAGGAGUUAGGACAAGAGCUCCACAAACGGGAGGUCAUCCUGGCCAAGAAGGAGGCCCUGAUACAGGAGAAGACAGGGCUAGAGAGCAAGCGCCUGAGGUCCAGCCAGGCCCUAAAUGAGGACAUCGUGCGCGUGUCCAGCCGUCUAGAACACUUGGAGAAGGAGCUAUCUGAGAAGAGCGGGCAGCUGCGGCAAGGCAGUGCCCAGAACCAGCAGCAGAUCCGCGGGGAGAUAGACACCCUGCGCCAGGAGAAGGACUCACUGCUGAAGCAACGCCUAGAGAUUGAUAGCAAGCUGCGGCAAGGAAGCCUGCUGUCACCUGAGGAGGAGAGGACACUGUUCCAGCUGGAUGAAGCCAUCGAGGCCCUGGAUGCUGCCAUUGAGUACAAGAAUGAGGCUAUCACAUGCCGCCAGCGGGUGCUACGGGCUUCGGCCUCCUUGCUGUCCCAGUGUGAGAUGAAUCUCAUGGCCAAGCUCAGCUACCUCUCUUCCUCAGAGACCAGAGCCCUGCUGUGCAAGUAUUUUGACAAGGUGGUGACACUCCGAGAGGAGCAACACCAGCAACAGAUUGCCUUCUCGGAGCUUGAAAUGCAGUUGGAGGAGCAGCAGCGGCUGGUGUACUGGCUGGAGGUGGCGCUGGAACGGCAGCGCCUGGAGAUGGACCGCCAGCUAACCUUGCAGCAGAAAGAACAUGAGCAGAAUGUGCAGCUGCUCCUCCAGCAGGGUCGAGACCACCUUGGUGAGGGCUUAGCAGACAGCAAGAGGCAAUAUGAGGCCCGGAUUCAAGCUCUGGAGAAGGAACUGGGCCGACACAUGUGGAUAAACCAGGAGCUGAAACAGAAGCUCAGUGCAGGAAAUACAGCAGGCCAGAGCCGGGGUGGUGAGAGGAGAAGCCUCUGCCAGGAAAACAGACAAGGGCUUGGAAAUGAAGAUGGGCUCCACCCAGCAGCUCCUGAAGCUCUCUGGCAGUCCUCCCUUUUGGAGGGGGCACCCCGUGCCUGGGAUGAGACUCGGGACUUGGUCCAUGCCCCACUACCCCUGACAUGGAAACGCUCGAGCUUGUGCAGUGAGCAGAGCUCCUCUGAGGAGCUGAGGGCCCGGGAAACAACCGAGCCCUCAGGAGGGCGGGUGCCACCUGUGGGUGAAUUGGGCCUCUCCUGGAACUUUGGACCUUUGCCUAAGCCCCGGUGGGAACCCCGAAGAACCAGCCCGUGGAUGAUCGAUGUCAGGAAAAACCCUUUGUAGGCCUUGGCCAGGCCCUGCCUCUGAUUCCAGUCCUGCUGAGAGGAGAGGCUGCCUGUUUUGCAUCUGUGAAGGACAGCCCUUACCUCACACUGUAAAUCCAGAGUUUCAUCUUUACAUUAAUUGGAGUCAGCAAAUUUGGGACACAGCCCGAAAGAACUGGACACUUUUCCACUGUGAUACUGGGGAUCAACCCUAGGACCUUGUGCAUAAAAUCCUCAGCAGCCUUAAAAAAAAAAAAAAAAAAGGCAAAUUCCUACUGCCCUCUUCCUUUACGCUGUAGUAUCUGACAGCAACCUUUUUUUGUGAGGCAAAUCUGGAGAUCAUCCAAGACUUGUCACAAAAUGAUCAGUGGCAACAGGAUUAAGGCUUCAGUGGUCUUAUGUAGAUGAGGGAACUAGUAAAGUUAUUAACAUUUCUAGAAAAAUGUAAAAUAUCAUUUAAUAAUAAACAGGAAUAAUCUCA